Molecule: messenger RNA, 173 nt
Organism: Radiomyces spectabilis
Lineage: Eukaryota; Fungi; Mucoromycota; Mucoromycetes; Mucorales; Radiomycetaceae
Exons: 3
Source: RefSeq, a predicted model, not a curated record
AUGCACGAUCAUCCCUCGAUAAAAUUUGGCCAUAACUACCUGUUAAACCUUUUUUUCAUCUUUCAACCAUGCCUCGCUGCCCACUUUCACGAUAAUAGGCGAAACAAUCAGCAGCGAGAUGCCGUUUGCACCAGUUGUGGUCAAACAGAGCAUCGUCGCCGUUCACAUAAAAU